Aedes albopictus (Asian tiger mosquito) is the source of this 1102-nucleotide messenger RNA. RefSeq names its product basic helix-loop-helix transcription factor amos. Lineage: Eukaryota; Metazoa; Arthropoda; Insecta; Diptera; Culicidae. The record is from RefSeq and is a predicted model, not a curated record. The coding region runs from base 99 to 809 and encodes 236 amino acids. The transcript has 5 exons. Gene Ontology annotation, molecular function: protein dimerization activity; RNA polymerase II transcription regulatory region sequence-specific DNA binding; DNA-binding transcription factor activity, RNA polymerase II-specific. Gene Ontology annotation, biological process: developmental process; regulation of transcription by RNA polymerase II.
UUCCGGUUAGUAGCAUUCUCUCGAGGAUUCGAACGUGUGUGUUAAAGAUAGGUGAAAUAUAUUUGUGAACUUAUUUGCCUGUGACCAAAAUCAAUACCAUGGAUAAAAUCUGUCGCAGUCAGUUGCCGGAUUCAUCAUCAUCUCCUCCGCUAAGUGGGCUAAAUUUCCAUAGCUUCGAUGAGGAUCUAAUCUCGGAUUUACCGUCGUGUGUUUAUGCUAAUCAUCAACUGGGGGCAGCCACGGCGACAAAUCCCGGUUCGGCGAAUCUCCGACUGAACACUAACAGCCUCAGACAGAUUCAGCAUCAAUAUUUGCAUCACACGGAUUGCCUAGAGUCACCAAGCUCAGCCAGUCAAUCGUUGUCUAAUGCCAUAAACCACCCCUAUAGUGCGGCCCCAUAUAAAAUCCAACGACAGCAGACUAACGUUAGAGAGCGCAAACGAGUCAUGAGAUCUGCUCCCAACGGUAUUAACUCAGCGUUCGACGAACUUCGCGUGCACGUGCCCACCUUCCCGUACGAAAAACGUUUGAGCAAAAUCGACACCCUACGGUUGGCCAUCGCAUACAUUGCAUUGCUGAGGGAAGUACUGGAAGCAGACUACGACCCGCUUACCUACGUCGAGAAGUGUCUGCGCGGGGAGAUCAAAGCCGACCGAGCCAGCUGGAACACUAGUGAUUUGACGGCUCGGCUGUCGUGGAUCAACUGGGAGAAUCUCGGAGUGCAUCCCGGUCGGCGCACCAUACUGACGUCCCUUGCCCUUGGAUCAUCCGAAAGUCUGGGAUGUGGACCUCCACCACAUCUUAUCUAAACUAAAUUAUGUACAUGUGCAAUCGUAUAUCUAGCUUGCCGAUAAAAUAAUACAUACUAGUCUGACUGUAACAUUUAAAUCGAUAUUAGUUUUGUCUUCCUAUAAAUGUUAUAGGUAUUUGAACUAUUCUAGCCAUUAUUACUAUUCAGUUGUGAUAUUAGAUUGAUACAAGGAGUGUACUCAUUAAGUUGUUUUUGUUCAAUAAACUCUUAGGCCAUCUUAAUAAAGCUGCAUACAAGACUAAAUUUAUCCGAAUCAAAUUUCAUUUAUGAAAGAAAUACUGAAAUUCGUUU